Molecule: messenger RNA, 1715 nt
Organism: Lacerta agilis (Sand lizard)
Lineage: Eukaryota; Metazoa; Chordata; Lepidosauria; Squamata; Lacertidae
Gene: ETNK2
Product: ethanolamine kinase 2
Exons: 8
Coding region: 149-1471 (440 amino acids)
Biological process (GO): phosphatidylethanolamine biosynthetic process
Cellular component (GO): cytoplasm
Molecular function (GO): ethanolamine kinase activity
Source: RefSeq, a predicted model, not a curated record
CGGCCCCCUCCUUGUGACAUCACAAUCUGGGCCGCGCCGGCUGUUCCACUCCGACCCCGGGGCGGUGGGCGGAGCUGGCGGGCGAGUGACUCAUGGAUUCCGAGCGGGGCCGGCUCCUCCCCGGCCAGCCCCUUCCCAGCCCCUCCACAUGGGCUCCCUCGCCGGCCUCCUCCAGUCGCGGAGGGGGUGGAGUUGCUGGCGCAGGCUGCGCUCGCCUUCCUUCCGCUUUCCCAACUCGCCCGCCGCCGCCGCCGCGCACCUGAAGAGAGCCGCGCUGUGGCCGGGCUGCCUCCGGGGCAUGGAGGAAGGAGUGGACGAGCACGAGCAAGAGGACGAGAAGCAGAAGCAGCCUCCGCCGCCUCCGCCGCGCGUCUCCACCAGCUACCGGGCCAUCCAGCGUGUCGGCAUUGCGGUGGAUGAGACCAACGUCCUGCCGGGGGCUCUGCAGCUGAUCCGAAAGCUGAGACCACAAUGGGAGACCGAGCGAGUUAAGACCAAGCUCUUCACUGAAGGCAUCACCAACAAGCUCAUGGCUUGCUUCACAGCUGAGAACAUGGGGGAUGCGGUCCUGGUGAGAGUCUAUGGCAGGAAGACAGAGCUUAUUGUGGACCGUGCUAAUGAGCUGAGGAAUUUCCAAGUGCUUCAAGACCACAGCUGUGCCCCUAGUCUCUAUUGCACCUUCGAAAAUGGCUAUUGCUACGAGUUCAUGCCAGGGAAGGCCUUGGGACCAGAACAUAUACGACAGCCAAAUAUAUUCAGGCUAGUAGCCCAUGAAAUGGCUAAAAUGCACAGGAUUCACACCAAUGGAAGCCUCCCAAAGCCUUGCCUGUGGCAUAGACUGCACAAGUAUUUUAACAUUGUGAAAACAGAGUUUCCAAGAAAGGCAUCUAAUUCUGGUCUCCAUCAGGAAGUGCACAUUCCCAGCCUAGAGGUGUUAGAAGAAGAGAUUCGGUGGAUGAAAGAACAUCUCUCCCAGCUUCGAUCUCCAAUAGUCUUUUGCCACAAUGACCUUUUGAGCAAGAACAUUAUCUACAACAAGGCAGAAGGUCACGUCCGAUUCAUAGAUUAUGAAUACACCGGUUACAACUAUCAAGCAUAUGACAUUGGGAAUCAUUUUAACGAAUUUGCAGGACUGAAUGAGGUGGACUACAGCCUGUACCCCUCCAAAGAGAUCCAGCUGCAGUGGUUGAGGCACUACCUGCAGGCCUACAAAAAACUAGGCCAGGAGGACCUGGGGGGAGGAAGCAAAAGCAGAGGAGAGAGUGGAGCUGUGUCCGAAGAAGAGCUGGAGAGCCUCUAUGUGCAAGUGAACCAGUUUGCUUUAGCCUCCCAUUUCCUGUGGGCUUGCUGGGGCCUGAUUCAAGCCCAGUUCUCUACUAUAGACUUUAAUUUUGCCAGGUAUGCAGACAUAAGAUUUAAACAGUACUUUAAAGCAAAACCUGCAGUGACAUCCUUCAAAAUGUCCAAGUGAGGUUAAGGCCCCAAAGAGUCUUCUGGUCCUCAAGAUCCCAUACUUAUUUUCUCUGGGUGUAGAGCACCUGCCCCCCCCACCCGUCGUCCUCCUUUUGCAGUUGCUUCAACGCUGAGUGGUCAGACAUCAUGAAACGGGGGAUGGAAGAGGAAAGCACACCUUUUUUGAAGCCAAAAAUUAAACCAAGCCCCUGGAACAUGGCUGUGCCAUCCAUGGAUUAUCUGCCACGUGUUGCUUUCAGAAG